This is a messenger RNA of Podarcis muralis (Common wall lizard), 555 nucleotides long. The record is from RefSeq and is a predicted model, not a curated record. NCBI's taxonomy places the organism in Eukaryota, Metazoa, Chordata, Lepidosauria, Squamata, Lacertidae.
GUAGAACUGGCACCAUGAUUUGCAUCUGGCUUAUUGAGAACAGCCUGUUUGAAAGUGCAAAGGAAAGUUUACAGUACUUCGGUAAAAGAAGAACCGAUGAAAGCACAAGCUCCAAGUUUCAGGGUGUUGAAACUCCAUCACAGAAUAGGUACGUUGAGUAUUACGCAACCUUGAAAUGGAAGUACAACCUGCAGCUCCCAAAAGCGAAGCCACUUGAAAUAAAAAGCAUAAAGCUCUAUGCUAUCCAUGGAGUUGGGAAAGGCAAUGGGAGUGAUUUGAGGGUGAAGAUAAUAAUGGAAAAGCAAGUAGUAUUUCAUUGUGUUUGUGCAACCCAAGAAAACUGCCAGUUGUUCUUCGAUGGCGAAAACGACUGGGUAGUAAUUGCUUUUGAAUGCUGUCCCGUAGUUAGCAAAGAUGUGAAAGUCAGAUUCGAAUCUUCUUCAUCUGCUAUACCAAAAGGCUACGAUGACUGCGCUUUCUUCUUUUGGUUCCACACAGCCUUUGUAGAGGACAACAGGUAAGCUGUAAUGACUGACAUCAGAGGCCUGUGACAAA